Molecule: messenger RNA, 2141 nt
Organism: Scatophagus argus
Lineage: Eukaryota; Metazoa; Chordata; Actinopteri; Scatophagidae
Gene: asb15a
Product: ankyrin repeat and SOCS box containing 15a
Exons: 9
Coding region: 265-2067 (600 amino acids)
Biological process (GO): intracellular signal transduction
Cellular component (GO): cytoplasm
Molecular function (GO): protein binding
Source: RefSeq, a predicted model, not a curated record
CUUUUCAAUAUAUUUUGAUGUAGAUACUUUUGUGCCUUUAUACAAGUCGAGUCAUGAUUGCAGGACUUUUAAUUAUAAGGGAGUAUUUCUCCACUGCAGUGUUGCUCCUUCUAAGUAAAUGAUCUGGCCCUUUCAGACCAGCUUGUGGACCAGGAUCAGUUUACCUCAGAGGAGCCGCUGCUGCCUGAGGCGAGGAAGAACCUCAGGCACGUGAGGUUCACUUAGCGAUUAGCAGAUUAUCACCCAGAGAGUUUAGGCACCAGGAUGUUCAGCUGGACGUUUCAGCAGGAAUCCCUGUUACUGUCAGAAAUGAACUGCAGUGGUGACUUUGUGUACCUGUGCGACGUCAGCAGGAUGGAUGCCGCUGAUGAGAUGGAUGAAGACCAGCUUCUGGACUACGACGUUCAGAUGAGCAUCCAGGAGUCGUGUCAGAGGGAACAUCCAGCAGGAUCAGGGAGGUUUGGCAGUGAAGCUCUGAAGCUUGCGGAGGCCAUCAAACAAGGCGACAUGUUGGCACUACAGCAGCUCUGUGAUUUCCCAGAAGCCUUCAGCCAGGUGGACGAGCGUGGCUGGUAUCCCCUGCACAGGGCAGCGGUCCAACCUGUGGUCCUGGUCCUGGAGACGGUGCUGUACGCAUCUUUCAGUCUGACUCUGGAGGAAAAGACUUCAGACGGUGAGACCUUCCUGACGUUAGCGGUGAAGGCUGGUCUGGUGGAGAACGUCAAGAUGCUCCUGGACCACGGAGCUUCUCCUCACACCACCAACAGUCAGAACGAAUCCCCUCUGCUUCUCGCAGUCAGAGCCGGAUCUUAUCAGAUGGUCUCCAGUCUAAUGGCCGGAGGAGCUCGGGUGGAGCAGGUGUGCUUGAAGAAGUGGACGGCCAUGCACGAAGCCUCCAAGGUCGGCUGCGUUCAGGUCAUGGAGCUCCUGCUGCACAACGGGGGUCAGGUUUCAGAGACAGACCAGCAUGGGGUGACUCCUCUGGGCAUCGCUGCAGAGUACAGCCACCCCGAGGUCCUGGAGCUCCUCAUCAAACACGGUGCUGAUGUGAACGCGCAGGCGCCGAAUGGCGACAGCAUCCUGUACGACGCUGCGGGUUCAGGGAAUCCUGACUGCAUUGACAUCCUGCUACAGCACGGAGCAAAUCCAAACAUCUGCAACCUGAGCUCCCAGCUGCCCAUCCACCACGCCGCGUACGAAGGGCACUACCUAGCUUUGAGGAUUUUGAUCCCGAUCACCACCCGACGGGCCUUGCGGCUGUCCGGCCACAGCCCCGUCCACUCCGCCGCUGACGGAGGCCACGUCCACUGCCUGGACCUCCUGCUGCAGAAAGGUUUCGAUGUCAACGCGCUGUUAGCUCCUCAUAUCUCUGAAAACUAUGGAGACAGGAGGAGAAGCCCGCUGUACUUCGCUGUGUCCAACGGGGACGCGACCUGUACUGAGAUUCUGCUCAAGUCUGGAGCCAAACCUGACCUGGACCCGCUGUGCUGCCUCCUGGUGGCGGUCAGGUCGGGACGCUAUGAGAUCGUGAAGCUGCUGCUGGCGGCCAAAGCGGACGUGAACUGUUACUUCACGGUGGUGAACGACACGACGUUUCCCACGGCGCUGCAGUACUGCCUGAAGGACGAGGUGAUGAUGAGGCUGCUGCUCAACAACGGCUACGACGCCAUAAAGUGUUUCUGCUGUAACCAUGACGACGACUGGGAGGAGCUGAGUGAGUCUGGUUACUCACAACAUCAGGAGGAAAAGAUUGCUUUUUGUGAUUUCGUCAGCGUCUCCUGGCUGGUGAACCUGGUGGGCCGAGUCGUGUCGAUCCUCCUCGAGUACGUCGGUCAGGUUUCCCUCUGCGGCAAACUGACAAAAAUCCUGCAGAAACACGACGAGUGGCCUCGCAUCCACAGGACCACACGUAACCCGCGCUCUCUGUCUCACCUGAGCAGAGUGGUCAUCAGGAAACACCUGAGCUGCAGCGCCCUGACGUCCAUGCAGCUGCCCAACAGGCUGAAGGACUUCCUGCUGUUCAAAGAGAACGACCUGUACGCCAAAAUCAUCUGCAGGGAGGACUGAGGGGAGAAGGACUUCUGUCUUAAAAUGUCUUAAAUGUCAGUUCAGAUUUUUUACCUGACGAACGCACUGUACGA